AUGGCUGCUGAAUCAGAAAGAGCCACGAAGUUCAACCAGGUGGGCCGAGUAAAGUCCUCACCAAAAGUCUCAAAGAUAGAAACCGGAGUGCCACCAAGACCUGCAGAGUCACCAAAUGCACAUGAUAGUGAGAUACUGGCCACAUUAAAAGCGAUCCAGGCAGAAUUGAAUACAGUUCAAUCCGAGGUAGCUAGCUUGCGGACGAAAGUAGACCAGAAAGAUUCCCCUCAAGGACACCCCCCUUCUAGUACCUUCAUGACGGGUUGUGUUGGUCAAAAUCGAAGAAAUGAUGGCCGUCAAGGUGAUUACCCUCCAUUGUGUAAAAAAUGCCACGAAGAGAAUCAAGUUAAUUGUCCUCAUUGUUUCAAAUGUGGAGGAAGAAACCACACUGCUCGAUAUUGCAGGUCGGGAAACGAGAGGAGGCUACCCCUGAGGGACUAGGAGUAGCCGCGUCAAACCAGAAUAAGUCCCACCGAUGCAAUGGUGGUAACCGAGAGGAAGUUCACGCUAAAUUUAAACGUUGUUCUACCUGCAAACUGGUGUAUUGUUGCUCAAAAUCAUGUCAAAAAAGACAUUGGAGUGAACACCAAAUACUUUGCAAUGCCAUUAAGGAACAACUAAAUCAAAACAAUGAAACUCUCAGAGGACUGGGAGAUAGUUCAGACACAGAAAUGUUUGCAAGUCACCUUUCUCCAAAGAAACAUGCUGCAAUUGCUAAACUUGUUGGUCGCAAAUGCUCUGUUUGGUGUCUCGUAAAUGAUGUUGAUAUGGAAGCGUUAUGGGACACUGGAGCCCAGGUGUCCAUUUUCCUGGAACAGGUACUGUCUGACAAUUUUUCUGAUUUGAAAAUAAGUGAUAUUAGAGAAUUGCUUGGUGCGGGUUCUGGUCUGAAUUUAACUGCGGCAAAUGGGACAUCAAUCCCUUAUAAAGGCUGGGUGGAAGCUAGAUUUAGAUUAAACCGAGAAGAUGAAAAAGAAGUAAUGCGUGUCAUCGCAUAUGCAUCACGCACAUUAACGCAAGCUGAGAAGAACUACCAUUUACAUACGGGGAAAUUAGAGUUUCUUGCUCUAAAGUGGGCGGUCAGCGAACAAUUCAGGGAUUAUUUAUAUUAUGCACCAUGCAUCCUUCGUAGUCUAUACUGA
Messenger RNA from Paramuricea clavata, 1142 nucleotides. Lineage: Eukaryota; Metazoa; Cnidaria; Anthozoa; Malacalcyonacea; Plexauridae. The record is from the annotation of a GenBank genome assembly.